AUGGCUCAACCAUCAGUCGCCAAGCCGUCUGCAGGCGUUCUCCCGAUUCCUGCCUCAGCCACCCAGAAACCGGCGACACCGGCGAAGAGCACGCCCAAGCCUCCUGCUCCCCGACUGAAGCUCGUCGUGAGAAGACUACCGCCGGGCCUGACACAGACUGAAUUCGAGAACUGUUUGGGAGAGGAAUGGAAGGUUGGCUCAGGAAAGGUAGACUGGUUCCAAUAUAAAAAUGGCAAGGUUUCCAGAGAUCCAGCCAAACCAUCCCGACCGGCACGAGCGUACCUUCAUCUUACCUCAGAAGACCUGAUUGCCCCUUUGUCAGAUAAGGUCAAGAGCACUUCCUUUCACGAUUCUCGCAACACCGUAAACGACCCGGUGCUUCUUGGGCCGCCCUCACUCGAAUUCGCUCCAUACGCCCGGAUUCCCAGCGGCCGUGUACGGAAGGAUGGACGCCAGGGUACGAUCGACCAGGAUCCAGAAUUCAUUGCGUUCCUCGAGAGCCUCACCAAUCCGGUUCCCAAGCCUACGCCAGUCGACGCGCUGCCCGAAAGCGAGAAGAAAGAAGAGGAAGUGACUACGACGCCCCUUGUCCAGUUUAUCAAGGAAAAGAAAGCAAACAAGGCCAAGGAGAGCGCCUCUCCCAGCAAAUCGAAACACAAGGAGAAGGAAAACAAGGCCGAGAAAGUCCAGGCGAAGAAAUUACUGAAACGAGCCGAGAAGGAAACCCCUCAACAACCUACGACUACGGACAAGAAGACAAAGGUGGAGAAGGCAACGAAGGAAGCGGUGAAAGCUGCCAACAAGCAGGCUGCGAACGCUGCCGCCAAGGCGUCGAAAGCUGCUCCAGCGCCGGCACCCAAGGAGACAGCUGAGCAGCCUUCUACAACUACCCCGACUCCUGCCCCAGAACGCAAGAGAGAGCGAGGAGAUAUCAGCGCAGCGGCCAAGAUUCUUCAACGCGAUCUAGGACUUGUUCCGUCCGGUGGCCGGCGUCGAGGAGGAAAAUCAGCCCAAACAACAGAAGAAUGCAACGCGAAAACUGCUCCUAGUCAGCCUCCGACACCUACUCCAACUACGGAACCAGCACCGUCUCGCGCCACGCCUGAGAGCGCUGCUCCGCCCACUGGUCCAGCUGCGACGACCUCCAAAGCCUCCAAGCAGUCGAAAGCCAAGCAGACCGUCUCUCCGACAGCCACACAAGCAUUCCUUAAGCACGCGAACCCUUCACAGGGCGUGACAGAGCCCCUUCUGGAAACCACUUUCAGUGCGUUUGGCAAGGUGCUGAAGGUGGAAAUCGACAAGAAGAAGGGAUUCGGGUACGUGGAUUUUGCGGAACCCGAAGGUCUUCAGAAGGCCAUCGCUGCCAGUCCGGUGACCGUCGCGCAGAGUCAGGUUGUCGUCCUGGAGAGGAAGAAUCCUCCGCAGCCGAAAGGGAAAGGCGGGAAUGAACCACAGCAGCAGCAGCAGCAACCACAACAGCAGCAACAACAGCAGCAGGCGCAGGCGCAGCAGUCGUCCCAGCGUAGUGGGAAAUCGGGCAAGUGGACGCGGCAGCGGAGGUCGUGGGCGAGGUAA
Molecule: messenger RNA, 1575 nt
Organism: Rasamsonia emersonii CBS 393.64
Lineage: Eukaryota; Fungi; Ascomycota; Eurotiomycetes; Eurotiales; Trichocomaceae
Exons: 3
Coding region: 1-1575 (524 amino acids)
Biological process (GO): nuclear-transcribed mRNA catabolic process, nonsense-mediated decay; positive regulation of translation
Cellular component (GO): nucleolus; cytoplasm
Molecular function (GO): mRNA binding
Source: RefSeq, a predicted model, not a curated record